This is a messenger RNA of Leopardus geoffroyi (Geoffroy's cat), 759 nucleotides long. RefSeq names its product SPT4 homolog, DSIF elongation factor subunit (gene SUPT4H1). The record is from RefSeq and is a predicted model, not a curated record. Gene Ontology annotation, biological process: positive regulation of DNA-templated transcription, elongation; chromatin organization; regulation of transcription elongation by RNA polymerase II. The coding region runs from base 70 to 423 and encodes 117 amino acids. NCBI's taxonomy places the organism in Eukaryota, Metazoa, Chordata, Mammalia, Carnivora, Felidae. Gene Ontology annotation, cellular component: nucleus; DSIF complex. Gene Ontology annotation, molecular function: zinc ion binding; RNA polymerase II complex binding. The transcript has 5 exons.
AAUCGCUGUUUACUUCCUGCGGCUGAGGAGGCCGUGGCCCAAAUCUUUGCUGUUCAUUUGUCGGAGAGGAUGGCCCUGGAGACGGUGCCGAAGGACCUACGGCAUCUACGGGCUUGUUUGCUGUGUUCUCUGGUCAAGACUAUAGACCAGUUUGAAUAUGACGGAUGUGACAAUUGUGAUGCAUACCUUCAGAUGAAGGGUAACCGGGAGAUGGUAUAUGACUGCACCAGUUCUUCCUUUGAUGGAAUCAUUGCGAUGAUGAGUCCAGAGGACAGCUGGGUGUCUAAGUGGCAGCGAGUCAGUAACUUUAAGCCGGGUGUGUAUGCAGUGUCAGUCACUGGUCGCCUACCCCAAGGAAUCGUGCGAGAGCUGAAAAGUCGAGGAGUGGCCUACAAAUCCAGAGACACAGCUAUAAAGACCUAGCAAGAUGCAUGGCUGCCAGCGUCUUGCCUCUGCCCCACCUCCUGCCUCUGUUUAUUUUUUGUUGUGGAACUAAGGGGGCGGAACUUCAGAUACUCCCCACCAUCCAGUUCUGAGACUCAGCAGACUGUUGAGAGCACAGCGUGUCCCUGGGCCAUUUUACCUUUGGACUACUGGUGGGGGUCGUUUGGGUUGGUGGAUUGACAGAGACUGAAUUGAAUGGGAGGUAGGAUACUGGAUUUCCUACUCAGAGCCCAGGUCUAUGCCCCUACCCAUGGGCAAGACUCUGGGUCAAAUGCCAAUAAACACGAAUCUCUAGGAAAGUUCUUAAGCCCAUGA